Molecule: messenger RNA, 1284 nt
Organism: Fomitopsis serialis
Lineage: Eukaryota; Fungi; Basidiomycota; Agaricomycetes; Polyporales; Fomitopsidaceae
Exons: 3
Coding region: 1-1284 (427 amino acids)
Source: RefSeq, a predicted model, not a curated record
AUGGUCAGGAAAUUCUACGUCCCCGACGACUUGCAGCACCCCUCCUGGACAGGCGAGCAGCCGGAUAGAGUCAAACCCACCGGCCUCACAUUCGCAACCCUACCUACCGAAUGGGUCGUGCAGAUGGCAUUCAAGAGGGGCACCGAUACAUUCCUCGGCAACGGUUUCUUCGUGAACAUUCCUGGCGUACCCGACUACCACGUCAUCCUCACCGCCGGUCACAAUCUCAUCGGACCUGACAAGGAGGAGUCGCGGGACAUCACCGUCCGUGCGCUCAACGCUGCCGACGACUACGUCGUCCCCGCGGACAAGUACUAUAUCUGCAAGUCGUUCAAGGCCAAACCCGUAGAGAACGAUCCGAAUGACUGGGGUUUGGUCCUCUACCCGCGUGGUCUGCCCAAUCUCUUCCCCGCGCGCUACCGCGACCCAAGCACGACGCAGGCGCAGAAGGACAUGAUGGAGGCUAGCUUUGGCUUCCGCUUCAGCCUGCGCCUUGGCCACGCGGACUCGCUGCAAGGCCAGGCGAGCAUCAGCGGCUAUCGCGACGUGUCCCCGCGCGGCGAGCCGAGGGUCUCCACCGGCACCAUCAUCGCGGCGUACCCAACGCAGGUCGAGUACAAAGCCACGACGGAGAGAGGCAUAAGCGGGAGCGUCGUAUGGAUCGCGUACCGCACCUUCCCCACCGCGAUCGCUAUACAUAACUACGGCCCGAAAUACAAGGGUGCGGGCAGCCGUGGCUCGCGCAUCACCGCCGACCUCAUGCGCGAAGUGUACGGCUUCACGAAGGGGGCCUCCCUCGGAAUGCAGCUCCGCGCGCACGGGACGCCGCGGCAGGUCCGCGAGCUCCCCCCGGGCGGGCUCUUCUUGAGCUUCCCCUCCACCCUCCCCUUCGCGCGCGUGCACCUCCGCUCCGGGACGCCAGUCGACCUCCUGCCCGCGCAGUCCGGCGGCGUCCCGAUGCACGUCAUGGCCGUCAGCACGCCCUCUGGUACGCGGUACGCGGCGUUCAACAUCGGAAAGCGCGAGAUACUGCUCAGGGAGAAGAUCCGGGACGACUGUUUGUUCGAGCUCGUCAGCGGAAAGCAGUCGAAGCAGGGCGAGGAGACGAUCCAGAUCAAGAUCCCGAAAGACUACGCUGACGUGGAGGGCAAGGAGAAGUUCCAGCUGCGCGUGCAGGGCACGGCCAUCAGGCAGUUCGAUGGCGACGAUGCGGAGAGCUCGGAGGUGUCGUUCGUGGACGCGCCGACGUCGGAUGCGUGGACGGCCUUCGCGCUUCAGCGGUGA